AACCAGCAAUGUGGUCUACUUUCAAUCGCUUCUAUUUUUUACUCUUCUUUUUCUUAUCACUCCAUUGCACACUCCUUCACUCUUCCCUUCCUCUCCCUCUUCCUUCCUCUUUUCCUCCUCCCCUAAGCCAUAAUGCUUCGUCGCAUCGUCUCACCCUCCAGCCUCACCCGUCGUCUGUUCAUCUCACCUACUGCUUCCACCACCACUACUCCUAUCAGAGCCAUGUCCAGCACCAAGGCCCAGACCCAGUUCAACGAUAUCCUCAAGUCCGAGAUCGAGUCGAUCAAGGCUGCAGGCACCUACAAGUCCGAGCGUGUCAUCAUCUCGCCCCAGAACUCAGCUAUCCUUGUUGCCGGCAGGGACGGCAAGCCCUCGCCCCAAAUCAACUUUUGCGCAAACAACUACCUUGGACUCGCAGAUCAUCCUGAGGUUAUUGCCCGCUCAAAGAAGUAUCUUGAUACCCAUGGAUCCGGUCUUAGCAGUGUCCGUUUCAUCUGCGGUACUCAGGACAUCCACAAGGACCUUGAGAACCAGAUUACAAAGUUCUACGGCACAGAGGACACGAUCCUCUAUGCUUCAUGCUUCGAUGCCAACGCCGGUAUCUUUGAGACCAUCCUCACGGACCAGGACGCCGUCAUCUCCGAUGCAUUGAAUCACGCCAGUAUCAUCGAUGGCAUCCGUCUCUGCAAGGCCAAGCGUUUCCGCUACAAGAACUGUGACAUGGCUGAUCUGGAGGCACGUCUUCAGGAGGCCGAUAAGGCCGGUGCGCGCCUGAAGUUGAUCGCCACAGAUGGUGUGUUCAGCAUGGACGGCAAGAUCUCUCCCCUGGACAAGAUCUGUGAUAUUGCCGAAAAGUACAAUGCCCUGAUCUUCAUCGACGACUGCCACUCCACUGGAUUUUUGGGACCCAAUGGACGCGGCACAGCAGAGUACUUUGGCGUCCAGGACCGUGUUCAUAUCGUGAAUUCGACCUUGGGCAAGGCCCUCGGAGGCGCUGCCGGCGGUUAUACAACAGGAUCCAAGGAGAUGAUUGACUUGCUUCGGAACCGGUCGCGUCCCUAUUUGUUCUCGAACAGCUUGCCACCAGCGGUCGUGGGUUCCGCAAGCGCGGCAUUGGAUCUGAUCGAGGGUGCCAAGACGAACGGAUUGUUUGAUCAGUUGUGGGGAAACACAAAGUUGUUCCGCAAGCUUCUCACUGAUGCCGGAUUCACAAUCAAGGGCGAUAACCACCCCAUCUCGCCUGUGAUGUUGGGCGAUGCUCGUCUGGCUAGCCAAUUUGCAGACAAGAUGCUGCAGCGCGGUAUCUACGUCGUUGGAUUCUCAUACCCCGUGGUUCCCAAGGGCGAGGCCCGUAUCCGUGUCCAGCUCUCGGCCGCACACACGGAGGAACAGAUUCGUCAGGCUGCGGAUGCUUUUAUCGAAAUCGGCCGUGAGCUCGGUGUCAUUGGCGCCAAGAGCAAGCUGUAGAUACACAUGCCAUUUCCCUCUUGUCCUUCAGCCAGCCCCGUUGUUUUUCGUCCCUUACACCAAUAUACAUCCAUUCCACUCAUCCCAUUCAUUCAUGUAUUUUUAUCAAAAUACACCUAUCAAAUGCACAUAGCGUCUUUUAAACA
This is a messenger RNA of Gamsiella multidivaricata, 1613 nucleotides long. Its product is annotated as 2-amino-3-ketobutyrate coenzyme A ligase. NCBI's taxonomy places the organism in Eukaryota, Fungi, Mortierellomycota, Mortierellomycetes, Mortierellales, Mortierellaceae. The transcript has 4 exons. Bases 133 to 1467 code for a protein of 444 amino acids. Gene Ontology annotation, biological process: biosynthetic process; L-threonine catabolic process. The record is from RefSeq and is a predicted model, not a curated record. Gene Ontology annotation, molecular function: glycine C-acetyltransferase activity; pyridoxal phosphate binding.